AUGUCUCAGAUUCGAGUCAUAAAUUUCAGUGAAGAUUCACCAUAUGAAACCCUUCAUGCAUUUGUCAGUAAAAGUUUGGCUCCUUAUUUUAAAUCUUACAUUAAAGAAUCUGGAAGAGCUGAAAGAGAGGGAGAUAAAAUGGUACCAUCUGUGGAAAAGAAAAUGACAGAACUUGAAAUGGGUCUUCUUCAUUUACAACAAAACAUCGAUAUACCAGAAAUAUCAUUACAAGUUCAUCCAUCUGUAGCGAAUGUUGUUAAAAAAUGUAGCGAAGAAGGAAGAAAACCAAAAGUCGUAGAUUUCGGUGAUUUAGUCGAGGAUUCAACCUUUUUAAAUCAGUUACAAAAUGGUGUUAAUCGUUGGAUCAAAGAAAUUCAAAAAGUAACAAAAUUAGAUCGUGAUCCAUCUUCAGGCACUGCACUUCAAGAAAUAAGCUUUUGGUUGAAUUUAGAACGAGCUUUAUACAGAAUCCAAGAAAAACGUGAAAGCCCAGAAGUGACAUUAACUUUGGAUAUAUUAAAACACGGGAAAAGAUUUCACGCUACUGUUAGUUUUGAUACCGAUACCGGUUUAAAGCAAGCUUUGGCAACUGUAAAUGAUUACAAUCCGUUAAUGAAAGACUUUCCAAUCAACGAUUUACUCUCAGCAACUGAACUGGAACGUAUUCGAGUGGCAGUCGAAAUGAUAUUUAAUCAUUUGAGGAAAAUUCGUUCCACAAAAUAUCCGAUUCAAAGAGCUUUGCGUCUUGUUGAGGCCAUUUCACGAGAUCUUAGUUCUCAACUUCUUAAAGUUUUGGGCACGAGGCUUCUUAUGCACAAGCCAUUUGAUGAGUUUGAAAAAGUUCUCACUCAAUGUUUUGAUAUAUUUACUACAUGGGAGGACGAAUACGAUAAGUUGCAAGGAUUGUUGAGAGAUAUAAUGAAAAAAAAACGAGAUGAAAACAUAAAACUAGUAUGGAGAAUUCUUCCUUCUCACAAACGACUUCAAAAUCGAAUGGAACAAAUGAGAAGAUUUAGGAGGCAACACGAACAGUUGCGUUCUGUUAUUGUAAGAGUUUUACCUCCUGUGUCUGCUGCUGGCAAGAGAAAUGUCGAAGAUGGAAUGUCUUCUGAAGAGGUCGAAGAAGGAUUAAAAAUUUUGGAAACAGCUGACGCGAAUGCUAUAGAAGAGGUUAAUCUCGCUUACGAUAACGUUAAAGAGGUUGAUUGCUUAGAUAUAUCUAAAGAAGGUAACGCUUUAUGGGAUGCGGCAGUUCAAAGAUACGAAGAUAGAAUAGAUAGGGUCGAAGCAAGAAUAACGGCUCAUUUAAGAGAUCAACUCGGUACUGCGAAAAAUGCAAAUGAAAUGUUUAGAAUUUUUUCACGAUUCAAUGCUUUAUUUGUGAGACCUCACAUUCGAGGUGCUAUUCGAGAAUACCAAACUCAAUUAAUUCAAAGGGUCAAAGAUGACAUCGAAGCUUUACACGAAAAGUUCAAGGUUCAAUAUCCUCAAAGCAAAGCGUGUCGAAUGAGUAGAGUUAGGGAUAUUCCUCCGGUUGCCGGUUCUAUUAUUUGGGCGCAGCAAAUUGAUAGGCAGUUGACGGCAUAUUUAAGAAGAGUUGAAGAUGUUUUAGGUAAAGGUUGGGAAAAUCACAUCGAGGGACAGAAACUUAAAGCUGAUGGAGAUAGUUUUCGACUAAAAUUGAAUACAACAGAAAUUUUCGAAGAUUGGGCUAGACGAGUCCAGCAAAGAAACAUGGGAGUUUCGGGAAGAAUUUUUACCAUCGAAACAGCCCGUUCCAGAACCGGACGCGGAAAUAUAUUAAAACUCAAAGUAAACUUUCUGCCUGAAAUAAUAACAUUGUCCAAAGAAGUCCGAAACUUGAGACACUUGGGUUUCAGAGUUCCUCUUGCCAUCGUUAAUAAAGCGCAUCAAGCGAAUACUUUAUAUCCUUUUGCUAUUUCUUUAAUUGAAAGCAUUAGGACGUACGAGCGGACGCUUGAAAAAAUUGAACAUAAAUCUAUAAUAGCUCCACUUGUUGCUGGAAUGCGACAAGACGUACAAAAUUUGAUAGCCGAAGGAAUAGAUUUAGUUUGGGAAAGCUACAAGCUUGAUCCCUACGUUGAAAGAUUGGCGGAAACGGUUUUCAGUUUUCAAGAAAAAGUCGAGGACUUGCUAGUUGUUGAAGAACAAUUGGAUUUGGAUGUCAGAUCUUUGGAAACGUGUGCUUAUAGCGCUCAGACUUUCUCCGAGAUACUUAGUAAAAUACAACAUUCUGUCGAUGAACUUAGCUUAAGACAAUAUUCCAACCUUCAUAUAUGGGUUCAAAAGUUAUAUGAAAAUGUUGAAAAGCACAUGGCUGCCAGGCUUCAAGCUGGAAUUGAAGCUUGGACCGAUACUCUUAAGGGAAAGAAAAAAGAUAUAGAUCUCACAAUGGACACUGAUUUACCCACUGAGAAUCCUAAAAAAAUAGGAGGCGAACCUCAAAUACCACAAAUGGUGUUGGAGGUCAGAAUUAAAAAUCAAGCCAUGUAUUUGUUUCCCAGCAUUGAGGAAGCGAGAUUUCAAUUAAUGCAACAAAUGUUCGCUUGGCAAGCAAUAGUCACUUCGCAGCAACGACUUCAAAGUUCUCGAUAUCAUGUCGGUUUAGAAAAGCCUACUUUGGAAUCGUACAAACAUUUGUUGACAAAGUUGCCGGGUGGACCUGAAGUUUUAGCAAAGGCUUAUGAAGCUAUAGAAUAUAAAAUUAAAGAGGUUCAAAACUAUUCGGCUGAAUGGUUUUGUUAUCAAGCGCUUUGGGACCUUCAAGCUGAUAACGUUUACGGUAAACUCGGGCAAGAUAUUAAUUUGUGGAUGAAAUGUCUUAAUGAUAUUAAAAAAACGAGAACAACGUUCGACACGAGUGAAACGAGAAGAGAAUUCGGACCCGUUGUUUUCGAUUAUGCCAAAGUUCAAAGUAAAGUUUCACUUAAAUAUGAUUCGUGGCACAAGGACACCUUGGCAAAAUUUGGAGCUUUACUGGGCAACGAAAUGAAUUCAUUUCAUGCUCAGGUCAACAAGUCGCGAACCGAAUUGGAACAACAGUCGAUCGAAGCAGCCAGUACUUCGGAUGCCGUCACUUUUAUCACCUACGUCCAAUCUUUAAAAAAGCAAAUGAAGGCAUGGGAAAAGCAAGUCGAACUCUAUAGAGAAAGUCAAAGAAUUUUAGAGAGGCAAAGAUUUCAAUUUCCUCAACAGUGGCUUCACGUGGAUAAUAUAGAGGGAGAAUGGAGCGCAUUUAAUGAAAUAAUCAAACGAAAAGACUCAUCGAUACAAACUCAAGUUGCAAGUUUACAGGUGAAAAUUGUGGCCGAAAAUAAAUUGGUCGAAGCGAGAACUUCUGAUUUAUUCAACGAAUGGGAAAAAACGAAACCCGUGGAAGGUUCCAUAAGGCCAUCCGAUGCAUUGCGUCAGUUGCAAACCUUCGAAGCCAAAUUUUCUAAAUUGAAAGAAGAGAGGGAUAAUGUUUCCAAAGCAAAAGAAGCAUUAGAGUUACAGGAACCCGGUGGUAUAAGUUCAAGUGAAGAUAAAAUGCAGGUCGUAUUUGAAGAAAUGCAAGAUUUGAGAGGAGUGUGGUCCGAAUUAUCCAGUAUUUGGUCACAAAUUGAUGAAAUAAGGGAAAAGCCAUGGCUUUCCGUUCAACCCCGUAAAUUAAGACAGCAAUUGGAUGCAUUGUUGACUCAGCUCAAAGAUCUUCCUGCUAGACUGAGGCAAUAUGCUUCUUACGAAUUCGUGAGAAAAAUGCUUCAAAAUUACGUCAAAGUCAACAUGUUGAUCGUGGAAUUGAAAUCAGAUGCUCUUAAGGAACGUCAUUGGAAAGUAUUGAUGAAGCAUUUGAAAGUCAAUUGGAUUUUGUCGGAAUUGACUUUGGGUCAAGUUUGGGACGUCAACCUUUUGAAAAAUGAUUCUAUUGUUAAAGAUAUUAUAUUGGUGGCGCAGGGUGAAAUGGCUCUUGAAGAAUUUUUAAAACAAGUUCGGGAAUCUUGGCAGCACUAUCAAUUGGAUAUGAUAAAUUAUCAAAACAAAUGUAAAAUAAUUCGAGGAUGGGAUGAUUUGUUCAAUAAAGUCAAGGAACACAUAAAUUCGGUGGCAGCCAUGAAACUGUCUCCGUAUUAUAAAGUUUUCGAAGAGGAAGCAUUAACGUGGGAGGAAAAAUUGAAUAGGAUAAAUGCUUUAUUCGACGUUUGGAUUGACGUGCAAAGACGAUGGGUUUAUUUAGAAGGGAUAUUUUCGGGGAGCGCGGAUAUAAAAACUUUAUUACCCGUCGAAACGUCAAGAUUUCAAAGCAUCAGUUCGGAAUUUUUAGGUUUGAUGAAAAAAGUAUCGAAAUCUCCAAUGGUUAUAGACGUUCUUAACAUUCCAGGCGUUCAAAGAUCUCUCGAAAGAUUAGCCGACUUAUUAGGAAAAAUUCAAAAAGCUCUUGGAGAAUAUUUGGAAAGAGAAAGGACUUCAUUUCCGCGAUUUUAUUUUGUCGGAGACGAAGAUCUUCUUGAAAUUAUCGGAAAUAGUAAAAAUAUAGGAAGAUUACAAAAGCAUUUUAAAAAAAUGUUUGCGGGUGUGGCCGCUUUAACGCUUAGUAAAGAGGAUACCGUAAUCACGGGAUUGUCUUCGAGAGAGGGAGAAGAAGUGAUUUUUACAGAAGAAAUAUCCACCGUAGAAAAUCCUAAAAUUAACGAAUGGCUUACACUUGUUGAAAAACAAAUGAGAAUAACUUUGGCAUCCUGCCUUGCGAAUGCAGUUAAAGACAUAAAACAAUUUAAAGAAGGUCCGAUAAAUGCCGAAGAAUACAUGAAGUGGUGCGAUAGGUAUCAGGCUCAAAUCGUCGUAUUAGCCGCUCAAAUUUUAUGGUCCGAAGAUGUCGAAGAAGCUCUCGUUCACAUUCACAAUUCAACGGAUCGUAAUAUGAAGCCUUUGGAACACGUAUUGAAUCAGGUCGAGGCGACUCUCAACAUUCUUGCAGAUUCCGUACUGCAAGAACAACCGCCUUUACGUCGGAAAAAAUUAGAACAUUUAAUUAAUGAAUUCGUUCAUAAGAGAACGGUUACGCGAAGGCUUAUCAGCAACGGAGUGACUAGUCCGAAAGCGUUCGAAUGGCUCUGCGAAAUGAGAUUUUAUUUCGAUCCUCGUCAAACGGAAGCCCUCCGACAGUUGACCAUUCACAUGGCCAACGCGAAAUUUUACUACGGUUUCGAAUAUCUCGGAGUUCAAGAUAGACUCGUUCAAACUCCCCUUACCGAUCGAUGUUACUUGACAAUGACGCAAGCUUUGGAAACGCGUUUGGGAGGAUCACCCUUUGGUCCGGCCGGAACGGGAAAAACGGAAUCCGUUAAAGCUUUGGGUCAUCAAUUGGGACGUUUCGUAUUGGUUUUCAAUUGCGACGAAACGUUUGAUUUUCAAGCUAUGGGAAGGAUUUUUGUCGGUUUGUGUCAAGUCGGUGCUUGGGGAUGUUUCGACGAAUUCAAUCGUUUGGAAGAAAGAAUGUUAUCGGCCGUUUCUCAACAGAUUCAAGCCAUUCAAGAAGCUCUUAAAUCGCAAAAGGAAGGAAGCAUUUCCGUCGAGAUCGUUGGAAAACAAGUUAAAGUUUCUACGGAUAUGGCCAUAUUUAUUACAAUGAAUCCGGGUUAUGCGGGAAGAUCGAAUCUACCGGAUAACUUGAAAAAAUUAUUCAGAUCUCUCGCCAUGACGAAACCAGAUCGUCAACUCAUCGCCGAAGUCAUGCUUUUCUCUCAAGGUUUUCGUUCGGCGGAAAAACUCGCUUGCAAAAUCGUACCGUUUUUCAAACUGUGCGACGAACAAUUGUCGAAUCAAUCUCAUUACGAUUUCGGUCUUCGUGCUUUGAAAUCCGUUUUGGUGUCUGCGGGCAACGUGAAAAGAGAUCGGAUUCAGCGGAUAAAAGAAAAUUUGAAAAAUAAAGGUGAUUCGAACACGGAUGAAGCGUCCAUUGCCGAAAAUCUACCCGAACAAGCAAUUUUAAUUCAAUCCGUGUGCGAAACGAUGGUACCGAAAUUAGUGGCAGAAGAUAUUCCUUUAUUGUUUUCCCUUCUCUCCGACGUGUUUCCAAAUGUCAGUUACACUCGAGCGGAAAUGACGAAAUUAAAAGAAGAAAUAAAGAAAGUUUGUCAAGAAGAAUAUUUGACGUGUGGAGAAGGAGAAGAAACAGGAGGUGCUUGGAUGGAAAAAGUUUUGCAAUUGUAUCAGAUUUGCAAUUUGAAUCACGGAUUAAUGAUGGUUGGACCAAGUGGUUCAGGUAAAACUGCCGCGUGGAAAGUGUUGUUAAAAGCAUUAGAACGUCUUGAAGGCGUAGAAGGAGUUGCACACGUCAUCGAUCCGAAAGCCAUUUCAAAAGAGGCAUUAUAUGGAGUUUUGGAUGCUAACACUCGAGAAUGGACGGAUGGAUUAUUUACUCACAUUCUCCGUAAAAUAAUUGAUAACGUCAGAGGUGAAAUAAACAAAAGGCAAUGGAUAAUAUUCGACGGGGAUGUCGAUCCCGAAUGGGUUGAAAAUUUAAAUUCUGUUUUGGAUGACAACAAACUCCUCACUCUUCCGAACGGGGAAAGGUUAUCGCUGCCACCCAACGUUCGUAUAAUGUUCGAGGUACAGGAUUUGAAAUACGCUACCCUAGCUACGGUUUCGAGAUGUGGAAUGGUUUGGUUUUCGGAAGAUAUCCUAUUGACCGAAAUGAUAUUUGAAAAUUAUCUUUCAAAACUUAAAAAUAUUCCCUUAGAGGGAGAAGAUGAAAGGGAAACAAGUAUUGGAAGUAAAACAAAUGAGAAGAAAAUGGACGAUGUUCUGAGUCCUACAAUGCAAGUUCAAAGAGAUGUUGCUCUCAUUUUAACUCCUUAUUUCGGUCCUGAUGCCCUUGUCGUGCGAUGCUUAGAAUUUGCUAUAAAACAAGAGCACAUAAUGGAUUUCACUCGAUUGCGAGCGCUUAAUUCCCUUUUUUCGAUGCUCAAUCAAGGAGUGAGAAAUGUUUUAGAACAUAAUGAAAGUCAUCCCGAUUUUCCUCUCUCCAACGAACAACUGGAAGCGUACAUCCCUAAAUGUUUGGUGUACUCUUUGUUGUGGAGUUUUUCGGGAGAUUCAAAACUAAAAGUACGUUCCAACCUUGGGGACUUUAUUCGAUCCAUCACUACUAUUCCUUUACCCGUUUCUACGAACUUGCCUAUUAUCGAUUACGAAGUCAACGUUCUCGGAGAUUGGGCGCCCUGGUCGAAUAAAGUACCACAAAUCGAAAUUGAAACUCACAAAGUUGCCGCUCCGGAUGUCGUGGUUCCCACUCUUGAUACUGUCCGUCACGAAUCAUUGCUUUAUACUUGGCUAGCCGAACAUAAACCGUUGGUCUUAUGUGGACCUCCUGGAUCUGGAAAAACAAUGACUUUGUUUUCGGCUCUCAGAGCUUUGCCAGACAUGGAAGUUGUCGGUUUAAAUUUUUCAUCGGCUACCACACCUGAAUUGUUACUAAAAACUUUUGACCAUUACUGCGAAUACCGCAAAACUCCCAAUGGUGUAAUACUCUCUCCCGUUCAAUUGGGAAAAUGGCUUAUUUUGUUUUGCGACGAAAUUAAUUUACCCGAUAUGGAUAGAUACGGAACUCAAAGAGUCAUUUCAUUUUUACGACAGCUUGUGGAACACCGGGGUUUCUACAGGUCAAGCGAUCAAGCUUGGGUAUCAUUGGAAAGAAUACAAUUUGUGGGUGCUUGCAAUCCUCCCACCGAUCCUGGAAGAAAACCUCUUUCGCACAGAUUCCUUCGUCACGUUCCAGUUAUUUACGUUGAUUAUCCCGGUGAAACAUCAUUGAAACAAAUCUACGGAACAUUCAGUCGUGCAAUGUUAAGACUCGUGCCCACUCUACGAGGAUUUGCUGAGCCUUUGACAAACGCGAUGGUUGAAUUUUAUUUAGUGAGCCAAGAAAAAUUUACCCAAGACAUGCAACCUCAUUACGUUUACUCCCCUCGUGAAAUGACAAGAUGGGUUCGUGGAAUUUGUGAAGCUAUUCGUCCUUUGGAUACUAUUUCGUCGGAAGGCUUAGUCAGGAUAUGGGCUCACGAAGCUUUAAGAUUAUUCCAAGAUCGUUUGGUCGAGGAUCACGAACGGAAAUGGACAAACGAAAAUAUUGAUGCGGUUGCCAUAAAACACUUUCCUGGAAUCAACAAGGAAACUGCGUUGGCAAGACCUAUCCUAUACAGUAAUUGGUUGACAAAAGAUUAUUUGCCCGUGAACAGAGAAGAAUUGAGAGAUUAUGUUAAGGCUAGACUCAAAGUUUUCUACGAAGAAGAACUCGAUGUUCAAUUGGUAUUAUUCGAUGAAGUUUUAGAUCACGUUUUAAGAAUAGACAGGAUAUUUAGGCAACCCCAAGGACAUUUGCUUUUAAUAGGUGCUUCUGGAGCUGGAAAGACAACGUUAUCCAGAUUCGUAGCCUGGAUGAAUGGUCUUUCCGUGUUUCAAAUCAAAGUCCACAAUAAAUAUACCGGUGAAGACUUUGACGAAGAUUUAAGAAGCGUGUUAAAGCGCUCCGGAUGCAAAGACGAAAAAAUUGCAUUCAUUCUAGACGAGUCAAAUGUUUUAGAGUCUGGUUUCCUCGAGCGAAUGAAUACGUUAUUGGCCAACGGAGAAGUUCCCGGUUUAUUCGAAGGAGAUGAAUACACGACUUUGAUAACUCAAUGCAAAGAAGGAGCUCAAAGAGAAGGUUUGAUGUUAGAUUCUAAUGAAGAAUUAUAUAAAUGGUUUACAGGGCAAGUAAUGAAAAAUUUACACGUUGUAUUUACAAUGAAUCCAAGUUCGGAAGGUUUGAAAGAUAGAGCCGCAACUUCACCUGCUUUAUUUAACCGUUGCGUUCUCAAUUGGUUCGGUGAUUGGUCGGAUGGAGCACUCUAUCAAGUCGGUAUGGAAUUCACCAACAGAAUAGAUUUAGAUCGUCCGACGUGGACGCCACCCGACACUCUUCCAAUCACAAAUCAUAGAUUACCAGCUCAUCCGACGCAUCGUGAAGCGGUCAUUAAUGCUUUCGUAUACGUUCACGAAACUUUGCAUAAAGCAAAUGCUAGGCUCACGAAGAGAGGAGGUCGAACGACCACAAUCACUCCUCGUCACUACCUUGAUUUUAUUAAUCAUUUCGUUAAAUUAUACAAUGAAAAAAGAUCUGAUUUAGAGGAACAGCAGUUGCACUUGAACGUUGGUUUAAAUAAAAUUGCGGAAACAGUAGAACAAGUCGAGGAAAUGCAAAAGUCUCUCGCUGUCAAAUCCCGAGAACUUAACGAAAAGAACGAAGCGGCGAAUGCAAAACUUCGUCAGAUAGUUAAAGAUCAACACGAGGCGGAAAAGAAAAAACUUCAAAGCGAAGAAAUACAGGAAGCAUUGGAAAAGCAAACGAUUCAAAUCGCUCAAAAACGGGAAGAUGUCAUGGUUGAUUUGGCGCAAGUCGAACCAGCCGUCAUAGAUGCUCAACAAGCUGUUAAAUCCAUCAAGAAACAAUACCUCGUUGAAAUUCGUUCGAUGGCGAAUCCUCCGGCUAUCGUCAAACUCGCUCUCGAAUCGAUUUGUUUACUCCUCGGUGAAAAUGCCACCGAUUGGAAGGCAAUACGUGCCGUCAUAAUGCGGGAAAAUUUCAUCAAUUCCAUCGUUCAGAAUUUCAGUACGGAAGGCAUAACCGACGAAAUGAGAGAGAAAAUGAAAAUUAAAUAUUUAAGCAAUCCAGAUUACAAUUUCGAAAAAGUCAACAGAGCCAGUUUGGCUUGCGGCCCUAUGGUCAAGUGGGCGAUUGCUCAAAUCAAUUAUGCAGACAUGUUGAAACGUGUGGAACCUUUACGGGACGAAUUAAAAUCGUUAGAAGUUCAAGCGGAUGAAAAUAAAAAUAAAUACGAAGAAGUUAAAAAUCUCAUUUCGCAAUUCGAACAAAGCAUCAGUUCUUAUAAGGAUGAAUACGCUUUGUUAAUAUCUCAAGCUCACGCGAUCAAAAUCGAUUUGGAAAAUAUACAGGCAAAGGUCGACAGAUCUCGAGCUCUCCUUCGUUCCCUGGCAAUCGAAAGUGAACGUUGGGAAUCCACGAGCGAAACAUUCAAAUCGCAAAUGUCGAGCAUAAUCGGAGACGUUUUAUUGUCUUCGGCGUUCUUAUCUUAUGCCGGUUACUUUGAUCAGCACUACCGUCAAAACUUGUUUACGACUUGGUGUCAUCAUUUACAACAAGCAGGAAUACAAUUCAGGUUGGAUAUCGCCCGAACGGAAUAUUUGUCCAAUCCGGACGAACGUCUUCGUUGGCAAGCCAAUGCAUUGCCCACGGAUGAUCUUUGCACCGAAAAUGCUAUCAUGCUUAAGAGAUUCAACAGGUAUCCUCUAAUAAUCGAUCCAUCCGGACAAGCCACGGAGUUUAUCAUGAACGAAUUUGCCGAUCGUAAAAUUACCAAAACGAGUUUUUUGGACGACUCGUUCAGAAAGAAUUUAGAAUCGGCACUAAGGUUUGGUAAUCCGUUAUUGGUACAAGACGUUGAAAAUUACGAUCCGAUUUUGAACCCGGUUUUAAAUCGGGAACUGAGAAGAACCGGUGGUAGAGUGCUCAUCACGUUGGGCGAUCAGGACAUCGAUUUGUCUCCCUCUUUUGUUAUCUUUUUGUCAACCAGAGAUCCCACGGUGGAAUUUCCUCCGGACAUUUGUUCCCGUGUUACGUUUGUCAAUUUUACCGUUACACGAAGCUCGCUUCAAAGUCAGUGUUUGAAUCAAGUUUUGAAAGCUGAGCGGCCGGAUAUUGAUGAAAAGCGUUCGGACUUAUUGAAACUUCAAGGAGAAUUUCAUUUGCGUCUUCGCCAAUUAGAAAAAUCAUUAUUGCAAGCGUUAAAUGACGCCAAAGGUAAAAUCCUCGACGAUGAUAGCGUCAUUACUACUUUGGAAACGUUGAAGAAAGAAGCGGAAGAUAUUAGCCGGAAGGUUGAAGAAACUGAUAAAGUUAUUGCGGAAAUUGAAACCGUAUCGCUUCAAUACCUUCCUCUCUCGCAAGCCUGCAGCAACAUAUAUUUCACGAUGGACAGUCUCAAUCAAAUACAUUUCUUAUAUCAAUACUCAUUGAAAUUUUUCCUCGAAAUAUUUUCUUCCGUUUUACAUAAUAAUUCCGAAUUGGCUAAUUUAACGGAUAACGCUGCCAGGUUGGGAGUCAUAACAAAAACUUUAUUUUCCGUUUGUUACGAAAGAGUCGCCAGAGGUAUGUUACACGCUGAUCGUUUAACGUUUGCACUCUUGCUUUGCCGCAUACACUUGAAAGGUGUUCCCAACGAGAGUGUUUUCGACGAAGAAUUUCAUUUCUUUUUACGUGGAAAAGAAGGAAUGCUAGACGUGAAUCCUCCCGCAAUCGAAGGUCUCAAUCAGGAACAGUUGGAAGCAAUUAUGCGAAUUUCAACGAAAUUAAAACCCUUCCGAAAUAUUGCCAAAAUAAUCACUUCGAUGCCCGAAUUCGGAGCGUGGUUGCAGCAAAGCACUCCCGAGCAAAACGUACCCAAAUUAUGGGAAAACGUUACUUUGAGCGAUAUAGGAGACGCCAUGUAUCAGUUAUUAGCCAUACAAACAUUUAGACCGGAUAGAGUCAUAGCAGCUGCAACGCAAUUUGUAUCGGUAGUUUUAGGCGAGGAUUUCAUGCCGAUGGCUGAAAAAGAAUUGAAUUUGGCCGAACGUUGGGAGUCGGAACUUCGCGCCAACGUACCCAUUUUGUUAUGUUCGGUUCCGGGUUACGAUGCUUCCGGCAGAGUCGAUGAUUUAGCCGUCGAAUUAAAAGUACCUCUGGCGAGCAUUGCCAUUGGUUCUGCCGAAGGAUUUAGCCAAGCAGAAAAAGCCAUAAAUGUAGCCGUUAAAUCAGGGCGGUGGGUCCUGUUGAAGAACGUGCAUUUGGCUCCUCAAUGGCUGGUCCAACUCGAGAAAAAAUUGCACUCCAUUCAACCGCAUUCUAAUUUCCGUUUAUUCUUGACGAUGGAAAUUAAUCUUAAACUUCCGGUUAAUUUAUUGAGAGCGGGUCGGAUUUUCGUGUUCGAACCGCCGCCGGGUAUUCGAGCCAACUUACUUCGUACUUUCAGUACUGUGUCUGCUCAAAGAAUGAUGAAAGCUCCGUCCGAAAGAGCAAGGUUGUAUUUCUUAUUGGCUUGGUUUCACGCCAUCGUUCAAGAACGUCUUCGUUACGCUCCUUUGGGAUGGGCUAAAUAUUAUGAAUUCAAUGAAUCCGAUUUGAGAGUUGCAUGCGACACUCUGGAUACUUGGAUCGAAGCCACGGCCAUGGGCAGAACGAAUUUACCACCUGAAAAAGUACCUUGGGACGCGUUGGUGACCCUUCUUUCGCAGUGUAUUUACGGUGGAAAGAUUGACAACGAUUUCGAUCAAAGGCUUCUCGCUAGUUUUCUCGCGAAAUUGUUCACGCCUAAAAGUUUUGAAACUGACUUUGCGUUGGUGGCAAACGUGGACGGAGUCGCAGGAGGGCCCGGAGGUCAGCGUCACAUCACCAUGCCUGACGGAAAUCGUAGGGAUCAAUUUUUACAAUGGAUAGAAGCCUUAUCGGAUCGCCAGACGCCUUCUUGGCUCGGUCUUCCGAACAAUGCGGAAAAAGUAUUGCUUACGACUCUUGGAACGGAUUUAGUUGGAAAACUCUUGAAAAUGCAACAGUUGGAGGACGAUGAAGAAUUGGCAUAUUCUCCGGAUGAAAGUUUAGAUCAGACCAUAGUGCAAGAUGUAGAUGGCAGGCCAUCUUGGAUGAAGACUCUUCACAAUUCAGCAACCACGUGGUUGCAACUUUUGCCGAAAUCUCUUAAAACGUUGCGCAGAACGGUGGAAAAUAUUAAAGACCCGAUAUAUAGAUAUUUCGAACGGGAAGUUAAUUUGGGUUCUAAAUUAUUAUCGGACGUCAUUCACGACUUGGAAGAUAUUUCUUUGAUAUGCCGAGGUGAUAAGAAACAAACAAACUAUCACAGAGCCAUGCUCAGUGAUUUAGUUAAAGGUAUACUGCCUGGUCACUGGAGGAGGUACACGGUUCCUCGCGGUUGCACGGUCAUACAAUGGAUAACCGAUUUCAGUCAGCGUAUAAAGCAACUGCAGGAAGUUUCAAAAGUGGUAUCCAACAAAGGAGCCAAAGAGUUGAAAUCGUUUAACGUUUGGCUCGGUGGCCUCCUCAAUCCGGAAGCAUAUGUCACCGCCACGAGGCAAUCCGUGGCACAAGCCAACGGUUGGUCACUGGAAGAACUCGUGUUGGACAUAACCAUAUCCGACGGUAACGACGUUAACGCAGACGAUUGCAGUUUUGCCGUCAUCGGUCUCAAACUUCAAGGAGCUCAGUGCAGGAAUAAUCAACUUCACUUGACGUCGGCCAUAAUGACCGAGCUCCCGAUGACUCUUUUACGUUGGGUUCGAGCUUCCGCCGUAUCGAACGGUAAACUAUCAUUACCCGUUUAUUUGAAUUCGACGAGAACGGAACUUCUUUUCACGGUCGAUUUGAACAUCGCGGCGGGACAAGAGCGGCAUUCGUUUUACGAACGCGGCGUUGCCUUAUUGACAUCGACCGCGCUCAACUGA
Messenger RNA from Pediculus humanus corporis (human body louse), 13551 nucleotides. RefSeq names its product dynein heavy chain, cytosolic, putative. Gene Ontology annotation, molecular function: ATP binding; dynein intermediate chain binding; ATP hydrolysis activity. Gene Ontology annotation, cellular component: dynein complex. Gene Ontology annotation, biological process: microtubule-based movement. The coding region runs from base 1 to 13551 and encodes 4516 amino acids. The record is from RefSeq and is a predicted model, not a curated record. NCBI's taxonomy places the organism in Eukaryota, Metazoa, Arthropoda, Insecta, Psocodea, Pediculidae. The transcript is spliced from 20 exons.